Messenger RNA from Cryptococcus wingfieldii CBS 7118, 372 nucleotides. RefSeq lists its product as hypothetical. Lineage: Eukaryota; Fungi; Basidiomycota; Tremellomycetes; Tremellales; Cryptococcaceae. The record is from RefSeq and is a predicted model, not a curated record. Bases 1 to 372 code for a protein of 123 amino acids. The transcript has a single exon.
AUGUCUGAAGCUCUCGAACGACGCCGGCAGAAGCAGGUCGCCGAGGAUAAUCAAGAUGAAGGGAUCGUCGCCAGCUUCAAUGACGAAGACCUGCCGCCCCUCGCGCCCUCCACCAACCCCCUCUUUCCCAAUGCUGUGGUGAAGAAGGCCACUGCGGCGCACCCCAAGGCUGGCACAUCCAGCGGCAAGAAGGAGUCGGGCGAUGGGCCGCAGGGUACGAGAAAGAGUGCAAGGAGGAGCACGUUGGGGCAGGCUGAUGAGAGCUUUGACCUGAACGAGUUCAGGGAGUCGCAAGAUAAUGAGCAAAGAGAACGAGGGCAUAGUGUGGCGGUGACGAGCGAGGGUGGGGACGAGAAGAUGGAUGAGGAAUGA